This is a messenger RNA of Castor canadensis (American beaver), 1813 nucleotides long. RefSeq names its product pre-mRNA processing factor 31 (gene Prpf31). Lineage: Eukaryota; Metazoa; Chordata; Mammalia; Rodentia; Castoridae. The record is from RefSeq and is a predicted model, not a curated record. Gene Ontology annotation, cellular component: U4 snRNP; U4/U6 x U5 tri-snRNP complex; precatalytic spliceosome. Gene Ontology annotation, biological process: mRNA splicing, via spliceosome; spliceosomal tri-snRNP complex assembly.
GUUCUGCAAGGAGGGAAAGAGGCCUUGGGAUGUCUUUGGCAGAUGAGCUUUUGGCUGACCUCGAGGAGGCAGCAGAAGAGGAAGAAGGAGGAAGCUAUGGAGAGGAAGAAGAGGAACCAGCCAUCGAGGAUGUUCAGGAAGAGACACAGCUGGAUCUUUCUGGGGAUUCGGUCAAGAGCAUUGCCAAGCUAUGGGACAGCAAGAUGUUUGCUGAGAUCAUGAUGAAGAUUGAGGAGUAUAUCAGCAAGCAAGCCAAAGCUUCAGAAGUGAUGGGACCAGUGGAGGCAGCUCCUGAGUACCGUGUCAUUGUGGACGCCAACAACCUGACUGUGGAGAUCGAAAAUGAGCUGAACAUAAUCCAUAAGUUCAUCCGAGAUAAGUACUCAAAGAGAUUCCCCGAACUGGAGUCCUUGGUCCCCAAUGCACUGGAUUACAUCCGCACGGUCAAGGAGUUGGGAAACAGCCUGGAUAAGUGCAAGAACAAUGAGAACCUGCAGCAGAUUCUGACCAAUGCCACCAUCAUGGUUGUCAGUGUCACUGCCUCUACUACUCAGGGGCAGCAGCUUUCAGAGGAGGAGCUGGAGCGGCUGGAGGAGGCCUGUGACAUGGCACUGGAGCUGAACGCCUCCAAGCACCGCAUCUAUGAGUGUGAGUCCCGGAUGUCCUUUAUCGCACCCAACCUAUCCAUCAUCAUCGGAGCAUCCACAGCCGCCAAGAUCAUGGGUGUGGCCGGUGGCCUGACCAACCUCUCCAAAAUGCCCGCCUGCAACAUCAUGCUGCUCGGUGCCCAGCGCAAGACCCUCUCUGGCUUCUCAUCUACUUCAGUGCUGCCCCACACUGGCUACAUCUACCACAGUGACAUCGUGCAGUCCCUGCCUCCGGAUCUCCGACGGAAAGCAGCCCGACUGGUGGCCGCCAAGUGCACACUGGCAGCCCGUGUGGACAGCUUCCAUGAGAGCACAGAGGGGAAGGUGGGCUAUGAACUGAAGGAUGAGAUUGAGCGCAAGUUUGACAAGUGGCAGGAGCCACCACCUGUGAAGCAGGUUAAGCCCCUGCCUGCCCCCCUUGAUGGGCAGCGGAAGAAACGAGGUGGUCGCAGGUACCGCAAGAUGAAGGAGCGGCUAGGGCUGACAGAGAUCCGGAAGCAGGCCAACCGCAUGAGCUUUGGAGAGAUUGAGGAGGAUGCCUACCAAGAGGACCUGGGCUUCAGCCUGGGCCACUUGGGCAAGUCGGGCAGUGGGCGUGUGCGGCAGACACAGGUGAAUGAGGCUACCAAAGCCAGGAUCUCCAAGACACUUCAGCGGACCCUGCAGAAGCAGAGUGUGGUAUACGGCGGGAAGUCCACCAUCCGCGACCGCUCCUCAGGGACUGCCUCCAGUGUGGCCUUCACCCCACUCCAGGGUCUGGAGAUUGUGAACCCACAAGCAGCUGAGAAGAAAGUGGCAGAGGCCAACCAGAAGUAUUUCUCUAGCAUGGCCGAGUUUCUCAAGGUCAAGAGUGAGAAAAGCGGCAUCAUGUCCACUUGAGGGUGACUUGCAUCCAAGGUGGCUGUCCGCUGAAGGAACAUGGGUGCCUGGUCCAUCCAAAGAGAUGUGCACUUGGCCAGGUUCUGGUGGAGAUAGUUUGUCCCACUCUGCCCUCAGCCCAGGAUCUGAACAUCCAAGGAGGAUGCUGAAGAGCCUCUGCCUACCUCCCCCAGGACUGAGAUCUCCACCCCAUUGGGGCAGAGCAUGUUUUUAUCCUGCUCAGUUUUUUUACUUUAACUGGGAAAGGAGAUCCUUUUUUUUGGAAAGAGUACAAUUAAAAACACAGA